Molecule: messenger RNA, 2371 nt
Organism: Marmota monax (woodchuck)
Lineage: Eukaryota; Metazoa; Chordata; Mammalia; Rodentia; Sciuridae
Product: SEC14-like protein 1
Exons: 1
Biological process (GO): negative regulation of RIG-I signaling pathway
Cellular component (GO): cytosol; cytoplasm
Molecular function (GO): RIG-I binding
Source: RefSeq, a predicted model, not a curated record
AAGAGGCUCCCGCCUCUGCGACGGCACCGCGGAGCCGCCGGCAUGAGCUCCUCCCGCCGCCCCGCGCCCCGGGCUCGGCCUUUCUGACAAGAGCUAGACUUUGGGAUCCUUGAGGCUAUUCAGCUAUGCACUUUUGAAUAUCCUCUCACCAUAUUCAACAUAACAUUCUUAAUGAUUAUCCUCAGCAGGACAGGUGUGAGAGGAUUGCUAUUGUACUACAAUCAUGGUGCAAAAAUACCAGUCACCAGUGAGGGUGUAUAAACACCCCUUUGAAUUAAUUAUGGCUGCCUAUGAAAGGAGGUUCCCUACAUGUCCGCUGAUUCCCAUGUUUGUGGACAGUGACACUGUGAAUGAAUUCAAGAGUGAAGACGGGGCCAUUCACGUCAUUGAAAGGCGCUGCAAGCUGGACAUAGACGCACCCCGGCUGUUGAAGAAGAUUGCAGGAGUUGAUUAUGUUUAUUUUGUCCAGAAAAACUCUCUCAAUUCUCGGGAGCGCACUCUGCACAUUGAGGCCCAUAAUGAAACGUUUUCCAAUCGGGUCAUCAUUAACGAGCACUGCUGCUACACCGUUCACCCUGAGAACGAAGACUGGACCUGUUUUGAACAGUCUGCAAGUCUAGACAUCAAAUCUUUCUUUGGUUUUGAAAGUACAGUAGAAAAAAUUGCCAUGAAACAGUACACCAGCAACAUUAAAAAAGGGAAGGAAAUCAUUGAGUACUACCUUCGUCAGCUUGAAGAAGAGGGCAUCACCUUCGUGCCGCGCUGGACCCCACCUUCCAUCGGGCCCUCUUCAGAGACGUCCUCGUCCAGCAAGAGUCAGGUGGCAUCCACGGCUGUUGUGGUCCCAGAGGCUGCCCUCAAGGAGGGGCUGAAUGGAGAGGCCCUCAGCAACCCUGGAGGGACCCCUGAGCCCACGGUGGGAACCCCUGAUGACAAACUCGAUGCCGAUUACAUCAAGAGGUAUCUGGGUGACCUGACCCCACUCCAGGAGAGCUGCCUUAUCAGGCUUCGCCAGUGGCUCCAGGAAACCCACAAGGGCAAGAUCCCAAAGGAUGAGCAUAUUCUUCGGUUCCUACGCGCUCGGGAUUUUAACAUCGACAAGGCCAGAGAGAUCAUGUGUCAAUCUUUAACAUGGCGGAAGCAACACCAGGUGGACUACAUCCUGGACACCUGGACCCCACCCCAGGUGCUUCAGGAUUACUACGCGGGAGGAUGGCACCAUCACGACAAAGACGGACGGCCUCUCUACGUGCUCAGGCUGGGGCAGAUGGACACCAAGGGCUUGGUAUGAGCCCUGGGCGAGGAAGCCCUGCUGCGAUACGUUCUCUCCAUAAACGAAGAGGGCCUGAGGCGCUGUGAAGAGAACACGAAGGUCUUCGGCAGGCCCAUCAGUUCCUGGACCUGCCUGGUGGACCUGGAAGGGCUGAACAUGCGCCACUUGUGGAGACCUGGCGUCAAAGCCCUGCUGCGAAUCAUCGAAGUGGUGGAGGCCAAUUACCCAGAGACACUGGGCCGCCUUCUCAUCCUCCGGGCACCCAGGGUCUUCCCUGUUCUCUGGACGCUGGUCAGUCCAUUCAUUGAUGACAACACCAGAAGGAAGUUCCUCAUUUACGCAGGAAAUGACUACCAGGGCCCCGGCGGCCUGCUGGACUACAUCGACAGAGAGAUCAUUCCAGAUUUCCUGAGCGGGGAGUGCAUGUGUGAAGUGCCAGAGGGUGGACUGGUCCCCAAAUCUCUGUAUAGGACUGCGGAGGAGCUGGAAAAUGAAGACCUGAAGCUCUGGACCGAGACCAUCUACCAGUCUGCAAGUGUGUUCAAAGGAGCCCCUCACGAGAUUCUCAUUCAGAUUGUGGAUGCUGCUUCUGUGAUCACUUGGGAUUUUGACGUGUGCAAAGGCGACAUUGUCUUUAAUAUCUAUCACUCCAAGAGGUCUCCGCAGCCCCCCAAGAAGGACUCCUUAGGGGCCCACAGCAUCACCUCUCCAGGCGGGAACAACGUGCAGCUCAUUGACAAGGUCUGGCAGCUGGGCCGCGACUACAGCAUGGUGGAGUCGCCCCUAAUUUGCAAAGAAGGAGAAAGCGUGCAGGGCUCUCAUGUGACCAGGUGGCCAGGCUUCUACAUCCUGCAGUGGAAGUUCCACAGCAUGCCGGCGUGUGCAGCUACCAACCUGCCCCGGGUGGACGACGUGCUGGCCUCCCUGCAGGUGUCCUCACACAAGUGCAAAGUGAUGUACUACACAGAAAUGAUCGGCUCCGAGGACUUCAGAGGCUCGAUGACCAGCCUGGAGUCCAGCCACAGUGGCUUUUCCCAGCUGAGCGCCGCCACCACCACCUCCAGCCAGUCUCACUCCAGCUCCAUGAUUUCCAGGUAG